Molecule: messenger RNA, 2230 nt
Organism: Rotaria sp. Silwood2
Lineage: Eukaryota; Metazoa; Rotifera; Eurotatoria; Philodinida; Philodinidae
Source: the annotation of a GenBank genome assembly
AUGCCUCGGAAAUGUCGAAGACAACGACAUUCUCGGAUUGCUGUAUUACGUCGACAUCAUAGUCAAGGUCAACAUUUUUCAGAUGAAGAAGAAUAUUGUAGCACAAUUCCCAUGGAAAUAGAAAUGGAAGAUCAAGAAGAUGAUGGUAAUGGUGAUGAAAUGGAAUUCAAAAUGAAGGUGGAUGGGCCAAAUAUUAGUGAUAUGUUUGAAUUAUGCAAACGUGAAUGUGAAUCACGUAAGCUUUCGGUGCUUAUAUACAUGAUUCUGCGGUACUUGGGUCAUAACUGGCGACAGAUCGAUGAUAUUCUUCAUCAAAUUGGUGUGAAUCAAUGCAAGAUUGCUCAUAAAUGGGCGUUAACCUUCUUGGACGGUGGUUUUGGCGUGUUUGAUGAUGACGGACGAGGUGGUAAACAUAACGAUGGAUUUUACGAUCAGUUUCCUGAACUCGAGAUUCAAGCAAAGGCUUUCGCAGUUGAAGCUUGUUCUAAAAAAUCAGCAAGUUUUACUACUGUUGAUUUGGCUAAAUAUCUGGAUGAACAGUUUUAUGAAAUCACUCAAACUUCUAAGGUCAACGCUAGUUUGGUUCGUUCUGCCGAAAGUUGCCGUCUCGACCUUAGACGUUGGGGUGCCAAGUUUCAAUCAAAUAGCCAGCGUCCUUAUUUUGAGGGACACGAGAGAGACGAUGUUGUCAAACACCGUCAAGAAUUUAUAUCUUAUUUCUUAGAACGAAAAGAUCGAUACUAUACAAUUUCAGAAGAUGAACAGCCACAGUGGAAUUUGCCAACUGGAAAACCAUGUGUUUUGAUCUUUCACGACGAAUCGACGUUCAAGAGUGGAGAAGUAUCAGCGAAACGUUGGACGGUAGACGGACAUACUCCAUUUUUUUCCAAAGGCCGUGGUCGAAGCCAUAUGAUUAGUGAUUAUUUAGUUCAACAUCCUUCAGGUCCCUUUUUCUCACUCUCCGAAAAGGAAUAUGAGCAGGCAACAAGAGCUUAUCCGAACCUUUUGUCGGAUUCUGAUGAUUUGAAUUUUAAUCGCUUUUCAGCAACGGCUGGCAUCAACGUGGGCGAACAAGGCUAUUUCGAUAACGUAACUAUUUUAUGUCAAUUCGAACGAUUGUUCCAGCUUCUUCCGUUCAAGAAAGAAUACAAAGAUCAUGAUAUUGAAGUGGUUGUCGACAACGCCAGAACACAUUCGGCUAAGGAAUAUAAUAUCAAUGAAUUUGGAAAAGGAAUUGGUACAAAUUGCCCAGUUCGUGCUCUCGAAUAUCUCAAUUGUAAUGGUUAUACCGUCUAUGUGCCGUGCUAUUUCGAGAAAGAUAAACAUCAGGGAAAGUCCAAGGGAUUACUGGAACUGGCCAAGGAUCUAAACGUGGCUGUUCAUCCUUCAAUCAAGCUAACAGAACUUCGUGCCCUUCUCUCAAGCCAUCCAGCGUUUCAAACUACAUCGAAGCUAGAAAAACUAGCAAGUAAGUAUAAUAUUAAGAUCAUCUUUGUACCUAAGUUCCACUGCGAGCUAAAUGCCAUCGAAGGCUUAUGGUGUCAUAUGAAGUAAUUUAUCAGGAAAAUGACUGACCAAACAUGCCUUACUAUUAAGCGUCUUAUUCCAGAAUCUCGAAAGAAUUUUGAUGAAAAACAAAUUCAAUUGAAGCUCUUUCGGCGGUUCUGGCGAUCUCUAAAUGCCUAUGCAGAAGGUAAAUCCUAUGGUGAGGUGCUACAAUUCUUUUUUAGCGGACUAAAUAAGCAAGAAGUCGUUUCACAUCGAAAAAUAAAUAAUACAGAACUCUUUUGAAAACUUUUCCCCUCAUUUCCCAUUGAAAAAAUAGAAAGUCUAAAAUUUGAAAGAUUCCAAAACUCAAAAAGAUUAUAAAAACCUACGAACUCAACCAAAAAAAUAUUAAAAAUAAAAAACUCAACCAAAAAAAUUACAAAACUUCAAAAUCAAAAAAAAUAAUCAGUGUCCUUCUCCGCAGUGCAUUCGGCUCUACGUGCCGGGGAAGAUAAACAUGGACUCAUAUUUAAAGUCGCAUGGCUAAGAAAUGCACAAUCUCACAUAUUUCAAAAAAGAAUUUUCUGUUGUUCGAAAGAUCAACACAGAAUUAUAACUACAUCAUAUUCAUCAAACAGUGACUCUCUUCAGCCAGUUGGGGGGGGGGGGGGGGGGAGCUGACCCCUCCAUCCCCCCCCCCGCCUGGAAAAACAGGAUAUCCAUCAUUGUUCCCAAAUCCUAG